Molecule: messenger RNA, 4175 nt
Organism: Sander lucioperca (pikeperch)
Lineage: Eukaryota; Metazoa; Chordata; Actinopteri; Perciformes; Percidae
Gene: nhlrc2
Product: NHL repeat containing 2
Exons: 12
Coding region: 29-2236 (735 amino acids)
Molecular function (GO): protein binding
Source: RefSeq, a predicted model, not a curated record
UACUGUUGUGUCGAAAUCAGCGGUCUGAAUGUUCUUUCUGAGUUUACCUAGCAGGUUGGUUGUUGUUGGUGGAAACAUGGCGUCCCAGUGCAACCUCUCUGCCUUAUUUCAUAUCCAAAGUGAACUGGAUUGCGCCCUAGAUGACGCUACGACACAACAAGAGAAAGAAAAUCUUGUCAUCGAGUAUUUGAAAAAGCUAGACGAGAGAGAGGAUCUGAAGAUACCCGAUUUCCAGACAGGCUUGGAAUGGCUGAACACGGAGGGGCCUCUGUCUUUGAACAAGGAGCUGGCUGGUAAAGUGGUGCUGCUGGACUUCUUUACUUACUGCUGCAUCAACUGCAUGCACAUCCUUCCUGACCUGCACCAGCUAGAGAAGAAGUACUCUGCUAAAGAUGGAUUGGUUGUUGUUGGUGUGCACUCAGCUAAAUUCCCCAAUGAAAAGGUCCUGGACAACGUCCGCAGCGCUGUGCUCCGCUAUGACAUCUGCCACCCAGUUGUGAAUGACAGCGAGGCACACCUCUGGCAUGAACUGGAGGUGUCCUGCUGGCCUACACUGGUCUUACUGGGCCCACGUGGCAACCUGCUCUUCUCCCUGGUGGGCGAAGGCCACCGCGACAGGCUGGUGCUUUUUACUGACAACGCCCUCCGUCACUACGGGGAGCAAGGUCUGCUGAAGACACACACAGUGGGGAUCAAGCUGUACCGAGACUCCCUGCCACCCAGCAUGCUGUCUUUUCCUGGGAAGGUGGCCGUAGACAGCAGCAAGAAAAGACUGGCCAUAGCAGACACUGGGCAUCACCGGAUUCUGGUGGUGUCGUCAACUGGACAGCUGUUACAUGUCAUAGGAGGGCCUAAAAGUGGGAGACAAGAUGGCGACUUGUCCCAAGCUUCCUUUAACUCACCUCAGGGUGUGGCCAUUAAAGGGGACACUGUAUACGUGGCCGACACAGAAAACCACCUGAUCCGAAAGAUCGACCUGUUGGAGGGAAGAGUCAGCACUCUAGCUGGAGUAGGUGCUCAAGGCACAGACAAAGAGGGUGGGGCCAUGGGACCUCAGCAGCCCAUCAGCUCCCCUUGGGAUGUGACUCUUGGCACUGCCGGCGGUGCUGAAGAUAACGUGCUGUGGAUAGCCAUGGCGGGGACCCACCAGAUCUGGGCUUUGUUCCUAGCAGAUGGGAAACUGCCCAAAGGAAGCGAGUCCAAGGCGGGGAUGUGUGUGCGAUGGGCAGGCAGUGGCAACGAGGAAAACAGAAACAACUCCUACCCCCAAAAGGCUGGCUUUGCUCAGCCUUCAGGCCUGGCUUUAGCCCCAGAGGAGCCCUGGGGCUGCCUGUAUGUGGCCGAUAGCGAAAGCAGCACCAUCCGCUCGCUGGCACUGAAGGACGGAGCCGUCAAGUUGCUGGUCGGGGGAGAGCGAGACCCACUGAACCUUUUUGCUUUCGGGGAUGUAGACGGGAAAGGGGUGGACGCCAAGCUGCAGCAUCCUCUCGGUGUUGCCUGGGCUCCUGAACAAAGCCUGCUCUAUGUAGCCGACUCCUACAACCACAAGAUCAAGGUGGUGGAUCCAAAGAUAAAGCAGUGUAGCACAUUAGCAGGGACUGGAGAGGCUGGAGAUACUCUGGGCACUGAAUUUAACAAAUCCUGCUUCAAUGAACCGGGAGGAAUCUGUGUUGGUGACAGCGGCAAAUUUCUCUAUGUGGCCGAUACCAACAAUCACCAAGUCAAAGUGUUGGACCUGUCCUCCAAGACUGUUUCACUGUUCCCCAUUUCCAUGGACUGCACAGACUCAGUACCUUCAAAGCCUUCAGGUCCUGCCAAGGCCCCCACACUGCCCAAAUCAACUGCCAGGAAAGAAAUGCCACCAGUGUCGGUGUCAGCAGGCCAGACUCUCGUCAUGUCGCUUACCCUUUCACUUCCAGAAGGAACCAAACUCACCGAGGAGGCCCCCAGCUGCUGGGCUCUCUCAGCUGAGGGUAACGAAUGGCUGCUAGAAAGUCAGGUGAUUACUGGUGACAUUGUGGAUCUGUCGAAGCCCCUCUCCAUGUCAGCCAAACUUCCAGCUGUUAUAAAGGAUUUAAACAACAAUCCAAGCCUCACUUUAGGUGUAUGGGUGUACUACUGUAUGGAAACAAGUAAAGCUUGUAUGAUGAAAGCAGCCUCCUUCACCCAGCCUCUUCAAAUAAGUGCCAAUCAUGGAGAUUCAGAAAUCACUGUGGCGUUUGCUCAUGCCUUCUAAAACCUUUUACCUGUCUUAGUCGCAAUAGUCACAGAAUCAACACUUUCUGUCAGUUUUACUUUGCAGCUCAGCUAACCCUCCAGCUCCUGUUUUGUUCAUACUUCUGGAAGAAGAAAACACUGAUUGUCUCUGACUGUCAUUUUGACAAAAAUGCAAUUCAUACAAACCUGAUUUUCAGGGGAAUUUCAUUUCAAACUACUCAGAAGACCCUUUUAAGAAUCAUAAUGCAUCAGUGCUUAAUACUCUUGACUGUGAGUGACAGUUAUUGAUAGGAAUGCAAAUAGUCACAUCCAGGCAUGUUAUAAAGGCUGCAGCAAAUACAACUGCAGCCUAAAAAUCUAUAUCUACAGUAUAUGAUUAUAUAUUUACAGUAUGCAACACAUUCCUACAAGAACAGGCUGUAUUGACUAACUGUAAGAAAGCUGACCACAUUAGUAAUGUUUCCACUCAAAGUUACCUUCUAAUUUAUAAAACACUUUCAUGGGACUAUAAAUUCAGAAAAAUGUUAUUUUGUGGAUUUAUUAAGAAACGUAUUAUUAUCUAAUUGGCAGGUGGUGAUGAUGGUGUCACGGUUGAUAGACAAACAGAUUUUCUAUCAUUUAGUGAUGUACUGGAGGAUUAAAAAUACUUUCAAAUAUUGAAAACAAAGUAAAAGCAGAAACCUUUGAUGAGCUUUAUAUUUUCACCUGAACCACCAGACGGAUGUGAAUUUUAAAGACUAGACUGUUUACAUUCAGAUGUUGUAAAUCACUUUUUCACCCACCAGAAGUAAUUAUUGAACAAUAUCUUUUUUUGAAAAAUAAGUGGAAGCCUUCUACGUGUGUUUGAAACUGUUUCUCACAAACAUUAAUGGAGCUUUUUCUUCCAGCCCCAUGAGAAAUUACAUCGUAGUAUUUUUUUCAGAGAUUAAUUCUGCCUUUGCUCACAUAACAUUGCUUUUAAAUGCUAAUAUCUAGUUAUAAAGAGGAAUAAACGGACAGAAGUUAAACUUACGUCUUGAGAGGUUGAUGAGAAGUUAUCUACCCACAUUUUUAUUAUCAAUAAUAUGUUAGAAACUCCAGAGUAUUAAAUCACAUCUUCACUUUCAGAUUUUAAAAAAAAAUAAUAUAUAUCCAUGUGUGUUUGCUUUAGUUUACAGCUUUCAUAAAUAUUUGUCUACAUAUGUUUCACCACCACAGGCCGAGCAGUCUUAAGUUGUUUACAAAGUUCACACUCACAGCUUAAAGCUUUGUUCUGUGUCUCCGCUCCCUGUAUGACUGAUUACACUUUUGAUUACGAUUAUUCACAACACAAGGAGCCCUUUUUGAGUUAGACCACAAAAUAUUGCUGUUAUCUGUAAUGAAUAAAGUGCCUGUUUUUGAUAAGGGGAGGCAUCCACUUAUAAACUGAUGACACCGAGUGACUUCUGCUUGUGCGCUCUGAGGGAUAAUAUAUUUACUUUUUUUUUUAUUAAAAUCUCUCUAACAAGCAUUAAUACGCUUCAUCUCUACUCCACAAAGGGAACAUAUGAAAAAUAUGCUCUAAUAAUGCAUUACUGUAAUACACUGUUCAUAUUGUUGUGUAACACACAGUAAUAUAUGUAUGUAUUAUUGUCAUUGGUUUUCAAAGUUAUGAGCUGUUGUCAGAAAUGGGUCUGAGAGUGUUUUGAUUAUCAUCGCUGUCAUUUCUCAAAACAUAAUUGUGCUUGUAAGACUGUUUUUAUUAGGUUUGGAUCGCUCAGCCCAAGAAGUGCCUCGCAAAAAGGGGUGUUACACCAUGGAUGGUGGGAAUGCAGUGACACUUAAACUGCAUCAAAAGCAAUAACAAUAUUUUUCUGUAAUGGGAGAAAUGUUUUAAUCCCAAGUUAUUUAUUUCAAAUGAACUGCUCAGCUUUGUUUUCCCUCUGACAUUUUCUAAUGAACAGUAAAGAGCUCGAGCUUGUGGGCAUUAAAUUCCUUGA